AUGGGCUUCCUGUGGUUUGUCUCCUGUUUGGCCUUUAUUAGUGCAGCUUAUGGCUGCGGUGUUCCUGCUAUCAGACCCGUUAUAAGUGGCUACAACAAAAUUGUCAAUGGAGAAAAUGCCAUUUCAGGUUCUUGGCCAUGGCAAGCAUCCCUGCAGGAUAGGACUGGAUUCCACUUCUGUGGGGGUUCCCUAAUUCAUCAGUACUGGGUCGUAACUGCUGCCCACUGCAAUGUCAAUCCUUAUUCUCAUUUUGUUAUUCUUGGGGAGUAUGACAGAUCAUCUAAUGCCGAACCAGUUCAAGUGCUCAACAUUGCUCGGGCCAUCACACACCCAUACUGGAAUCCCCAGACUAUGAACAACGAUAUCACACUGCUAAGACUGGCUUCUCCUGCACAGAUUAACUCUCGUGUAUCACCUGUAUGUCUUCCUAACUCUAAUGAUGUCAUCACAUCAGCCAUCACCUGCAUUACUACUGGAUGGGGAAAAACAGCUACAGCAACAUCACCUGGUAAGCUGCAGCAGGUGGCUGUGCCCAUAGUGUCCGUAGCCCAGUGCCAGGCUUACUGGGGUAGCCAGAUCACCAGUGCCAUGAUCUGCGCUGGGGGUGCCUCAGCCUCAUCCUGUCAGGGUGACUCUGGUGGUCCACUGGUCUGUCAGAAAGGUGACCCAUGGUACCUCAUUGGAAUCGUCUCCUGGGGAACACGUGACUGCAAUGUGAGAACCCCUGCCAUGUACACUCGUGUCACCAUGUUCCGCAGUUGGAUUGAUCAGACUGUUGCUUAUGGUCAAUAAAUUGCUUUAUUAAAAUAAAUGAGCAAAUUAUUUAAUG
Protopterus annectens (West African lungfish) is the source of this 829-nucleotide messenger RNA. It is a transcript of the gene CTRL, whose product is annotated as chymotrypsin like. The record is from RefSeq and is a predicted model, not a curated record. The transcript is spliced from 7 exons. Bases 1 to 792 code for a protein of 263 amino acids. Gene Ontology annotation, molecular function: serine-type endopeptidase activity. NCBI's taxonomy places the organism in Eukaryota, Metazoa, Chordata, Ceratodontiformes, Protopteridae. Gene Ontology annotation, biological process: proteolysis.